This is a messenger RNA of Ziziphus jujuba (common jujube), 1139 nucleotides long. Its product is annotated as protein STRICTOSIDINE SYNTHASE-LIKE 12. The record is from RefSeq and is a predicted model, not a curated record. The coding region runs from base 44 to 1051 and encodes 335 amino acids. Gene Ontology annotation, molecular function: strictosidine synthase activity. Lineage: Eukaryota; Viridiplantae; Streptophyta; Magnoliopsida; Rosales; Rhamnaceae. The transcript has 3 exons. Gene Ontology annotation, biological process: biosynthetic process.
CUUCAUCAUCAUCAUCAUCAUCAUAAACAAAGGCUUGUAAGAAAUGUUUUCUCUGAGCUCAAAAACAGCCAUGCUCUCCAUUUUCGUCUUCCUCCUCAGUAUCCCAUAUACAGUUCUUUCCCUAACUCUACUCAACUUGCUUCGUUUGCCAACACCACUUUCAGGUCCUGCCUAUCUAGCCUUUGAUUCCAAUGGCGAAGGACCCUAUACGGGCAGUUCCGAUGGCAGAAUUUUCAAGUAUGAAGGACCCAGAAUUGGCUUCACAGAAUUUGCGUUUACUCCAGCAAAUAGAUCCAAAUCAUUGUGUGAUUUCACUACCGACCAACGACUCCAGUCAAUUUGCGGGAGGCCAAUGGGAUUGACCUUCAAUCAACGGACAGGAAAUCUCUACAUUGCUGAUGCUGAUAAUGGACUCUUUUUUGUGGGUCCCAAUGGAGGUCCUGCAACCAGACUUGCGUGUUCAGCGGACGGUGUUCAUUUCAACUUCCUAGCUGGUCUUGACAUUGACCAGGGAACUAGGAAUAUUUAUUUCACACAAGCCAGCUCUAACUUCAAAUUGAGAGAUUUAUCGAGCUUGGUUAGUAGCAAAGACAGUUCAGGUAGCCUGUUCAAGUACAAUCCCAGGACCAAGAAAGCCACAACGCUUCUCCGAGGCCUUUCGGUGGCGGCAGGAGUGGCAGUAAGCAAAGAUGGAUCGUUCGUGUUGGUGAGUGAGUUCUUAGGAAAGAGGAUUAAUAGGUUUUGGCUAAGAGGUCCAAAAGCUAAUACAUCGGAGACGUUCUUGGUGGUUAAGGGAACACCACAUAGCAUUCGGAGGAAUUCGCGGGGGGAGUUUUGGGUAGCGGUGAACAGAAUUUUGGGACCGCCACCGCCGCCGACGCCUCCAAUGUUGGCGCUUGGACUGAGAGUGAAUGAGCAGGGUCAGGUUUUGCAAGAGGAGUCUUUUGCAUUAGCAUAUGGAGUUGAGGCAGUGAGUGAAGUUCAGGAGUUCAAUUUUGAUUUGUACACUGGGUCUCUGCAUGUCCCUUAUGCUGCUAGUUUCAGGCCUUAAUUAGAAUCUGUCUCAGAAUGGUGAUGGAUUCCAAAUCUGUUAAAUAAAUCAAUUAAUGCAAUAAGGUUUUCUUUUAGAGAAUUAUAAA